AAUCAAAUCCAUCUAAUCCCUCAAAUCUAAAACUCUACCCCACAAGAUGGUUGAAAGUAUCAUUUCGAGUUAACAGUCAACCAACAAACAACAAUCAAAUCAAUUCUUCUUUUGUGAAUCUCAAUAAAAAAACUAAUAAUCAAAAUGAAAGUUUUCGCUAUUGUCGCUCUUUUCGCUAUCCUUGCUGUUUCCGCUGCCAUGGCUGACCCAUGGAAGAAGGACAAUCACUGGGGUGGUCAUCAUCAACACGGAAAAGUUGGAUACAAAGUUGAUGUCCACCAUGGUGGUUGGGGAAAACACGACAAGGGAUGGACUGAACUUUACGAUUCUCGAGACAAAAGCACUGGAUGGAACUCACAUGGUCACGAUAACGGCUACGGUCAUGGUCAUGGUCACAAUAACGGAUGGAAAAACUAAUAACUUUUAACUCAAUCGGAUUAACUUAUUCAAAUUACUCAGCUAAUUUAUGUAUAAAAUAAUCAAAAAAUCAAUAUUUAAUUUAAAAAAAUGUCAAGUUUCAGCUCGAUUACUGCUAAUAAACUGAUCAUCUCGCAAAAAGAA
Messenger RNA from Panonychus citri (citrus red mite), 561 nucleotides. RefSeq names its product zinc transporter SLC39A7-like. The record is from RefSeq and is a predicted model, not a curated record. Lineage: Eukaryota; Metazoa; Arthropoda; Arachnida; Trombidiformes; Tetranychidae. The transcript is spliced from 3 exons. Bases 145 to 417 code for a protein of 90 amino acids.